UGUAGUGACGGCAGUUUUUGCAUAGGAGAGUCUAGUCUGUGUGACGGACACACACUUUGUAGUGACGGCAGCGAUGAGGUUGGUUGUAAUAGCGGAAGCAAUGGCGGCAACGGUGGUAGCAUCAGUGUUCUAGAACCAGAGGCUUAUUACGACCCAAACGGUUGCGGCAAAUGGUACCCGAACAAUCCAUAUAUAUGUGCAGAUAAAAGUAUGUGUUUGAAAGAAAGUCAACUUUGCGAUGGUCUCAUCUACUGUCUGGAUUACAGUGACGAAGUUGAAUGUGGAUACGGUGAAACUGACAGCAAUGGUUGUACGGUACCAAAGCAAAUGGGUAACAGUGGAACCAAAUAUUUCGAAGACCAACUGCUCGAAGCGCACAACUAUUUCCGUUGCUUGCACGGAGUGGAGCCGCUCACCUGGGACAGCUCACUGGCACAGACGGGUCAACUCGUGGCACAGGACAACGCAGACAGAGGAAUGCUUAAACACAGCAGUUACGGAUAUGGUGAAAAUCUCGCUAUGUCUGGACUGGAAGAUAUGAGUUACGCAACAGGUUAUGGAUUCGUCAAGAUGUGGUACGACGAAAUAGACUUUUACAAUUACAAUAAUCCCGGCUUCUUUUCAUCUACCGGUCACUUCACCCAGGUUGUGUGGGCAGAUAGCAAGACGCUUGGCUGUGGCGCUGUCGACGAUGGCACAAGAGUUUGGCUUGCCUGUGAAUAUAGCCCACCUGGCAAUUACAACAACAAGUUCUCUUCAAACGUACCUCAACCAUUAUAAAGAUUAUGUUACGUUUGUAAAA
This is a messenger RNA of Saccoglossus kowalevskii, 802 nucleotides long. Its product is annotated as Golgi-associated plant pathogenesis-related protein 1-like. Gene Ontology annotation, cellular component: extracellular region. Lineage: Eukaryota; Metazoa; Hemichordata; Enteropneusta; Harrimaniidae. Gene Ontology annotation, molecular function: protein binding. The record is from RefSeq and is a predicted model, not a curated record.